AUGGCUGAAGAAGGUGUUGCAACUUUUACUCAGGCAAAGUGGAACUUUCCGGUCCUUGUUUUGUUCAAAGAUGCUUGGAUUGUCCUCAAGUUAGACACACUUGGUCGAGAAAUACUUUCCAUUGCUCUUCCAGCAGCCAUGGCAUUAGCUGCUGAUCCUAUUGCUUCAUUGAUCGAUACCAUGUUCAUUGGUCGUAUAGGUCCAGUAGAAAUUGCUGCAGUUGGAGUAUCUAUCGCUCUUUUCAAUCAAGUUUCAAAAGUAGCGAUAUUCCCACUUGUUAGUAUUACAACUUCAUUUGUCGCUGAGGAAGAGACUAUAGAAAAAAUGAACAUUAAAGCAAUUGAACUUGAGAACCAAAAGAACGCGACAGAAGAAAGGACAAUAGAUGAUGUAAAACUUCAGAAUAUGGAAAAUGGUUCUAAAGAAAAUAGUGAGAAAAAAGCAUCUGAUGCGCCAGAAGAUGGUUCUAAAAUGACAAUUAUGGAGUGCACCCCAGAUGCACCAAAGCUCAAAAAAUUAAAGCGCAAGAUCCCCUCGGCAUCAACAGCACUAUUGUUUGGUCUAGUGCUUGGUGUUCUUGUAACCCUACUACUUGUAUUUCUAUCAAAACCGCUCUUAGGUUUGAUGGGUGUGAAAUCUGGUUCUCCGAUGUUAAAACCUGCACUGAAGUAUUUGACUCUACGAUCGCUUGGAGCUCCAGCUGUUCUUCUCUCUUUGGCAAUGCAAGGUGUCUUUCGUGGUUUGAAGGAUACUAAAACUCCUUUAUAUGCCACUGUUAUAGGUGAUGUAGCGAACAUAAUCUUGGAUCCAAUUUUUAUGUUUGCCUGCAACUUAGGCGUUGCUGGGGCAGCCAUAGCACAUGUUCUUUCCCAAUACUUGAUCAUGUUAAUUUUGCUUGUCAAAUUGAUGAAUCAAGUUAACCUACUACCUCUAAGCACUAAAGCUUUACAGUUCAAUCGGUUUCUUAAAAAUGGUUCGUUAUUGUUAUUUAAGGUUAUAGCGGCAACUAUCCCUGUAACACUUGCAGCAUCGCUUGCUGCGAGGUUGGGUGCAACACCUAUGGCUGCGUUUCAAAUUUGCUUGCAGGUCUGGUUGACAUCUUCACUUCUUUCUGAUGGUUUGGCUGUUGCUGGACAGGCCAUAAUUGCAUCAUCAUUUGCUGAAAAGGACAAUGAGAAAGCAACAGCAACUGCAUCUCGAGUAUUGCAGAUGGGAGUGGUUAUGGGUCUUGGAGUUGGUCUUCUUGUCGGACUUGGUUUACAAUUUGGUUCUGGUGUGUUCACAAAAGACAUAAAUGUUAAGCACAUCAUAAGCAUAGGUGUAUUGUUUGUUGCUGGCACACAACCUAUCAAUUCAAUAGCAUUCGUGAUUGAUGGAGUUAAUUUUGGGGCAUCUGAUUAUGCUUAUUCUGCAUACUCCAUGAUCUUCGUGUCUAUCGGGAGUAUCGGGUCUUUGAUGGCCCUAUACAUAGUUGCUGGUUUUAUUGGAAUAUGGUCCGCGCUAGCAAUUUUCAUGGCCUUACGUGCAAUUGCAGGCACAUGGAGGAUUGCAACAGGAACAGGGCCAUGGUCGUUUCUUAGACAGUAG
This is a messenger RNA of Lactuca saligna, 1587 nucleotides long. Lineage: Eukaryota; Viridiplantae; Streptophyta; Magnoliopsida; Asterales; Asteraceae. The record is from the annotation of a GenBank genome assembly.